Fundulus heteroclitus (mummichog) is the source of this 4159-nucleotide messenger RNA. RefSeq names its product retinoblastoma-like 1 (p107) (gene rbl1). Gene Ontology annotation, cellular component: nucleus; transcription regulator complex; chromatin. Gene Ontology annotation, biological process: cell differentiation; negative regulation of G1/S transition of mitotic cell cycle; regulation of transcription by RNA polymerase II. The record is from RefSeq and is a predicted model, not a curated record. The transcript is spliced from 22 exons. The coding region runs from base 171 to 3353 and encodes 1060 amino acids. Lineage: Eukaryota; Metazoa; Chordata; Actinopteri; Cyprinodontiformes; Fundulidae. Gene Ontology annotation, molecular function: RNA polymerase II transcription regulatory region sequence-specific DNA binding.
UUCUGGGCAAUGUGGGCGGAAGUUCGAUUCUCGUGGAAGAAGAGGUUGUUGUCGGUUGUCCGCGGGGCCAGUGGGGAGACAAGCGCCGUGUUUCGGUCUGUUUGUUUUGUUUUUAAUCCGUGGGAGGGGAGCUUCAAAGGACGAAACCGAAACCGGGCAACUGUGCGCGGAUGCGGGGCGAAGAGUCUUCGGAUUCAGAGUCGGGGAGGAUGGAGGAGAGCUCGGUCCGCCGGAGUUUGGAGACGUUGUGUCAGGAACUGAACAUGGACGAGCGGACGGCGUCAGAAGCCAUGAACAACUUCUCAGCCAUCUGGAACACUUACACGCUGGAGGGGGAGGUGGUCCACUGGCUGGCCUGUGCGCUGUACGCCGCCUGCAGGAAGGGGUCCACUCCCACGGUGGGGAAGGGGCUGAUGGAGGGAAACUGUGUGUCCCUGACGCGGAUCCUUCGCUGCGCCAAACUCAGCCUCAUCCAGUUCUUCUCGAAGAUGCGGAAGUGGGCCGACAUGUCCAGCCUGCCGCAGGACUUCCGGCUGAGGAUGGACCAGCUGGAGCGAAACUUCGAGGUCUCCACGGUCAUCUUCCGCAAGUUCGAGCCCAUCUUCAGCGACGUGUUCGCGGACCCGCAGGCGUGCGAGGCGCCGCGGCAGCCGCGCAGCAGGAAGCACAGGCGGCUGCCCUGCCACGUCUCUGAUGUCUUCAAGUUCUGCUGGACGCUCUUCGUCUACACCAAAGGAAACUUCCGGAUGAUCGGCGACGACCUGGUGAACUCGUACCACCUGCUGCUCUGCUGCCUGGACCUGGUGUUCGGCAACGCGCUCCUCUGUGCCAACAGGAAGGAGCUGAUCAACCCGGCCUUCAGAGGUCUGCCCGCCUGGUUCCGGGCGGACGGCGGCGCCUGCCGGGGGGGCGAGCUGCCGCCCUGCGUGCUGGACCGGCUGUGCGAGCUGCACGACGGGCUGGCGGUGGAGGCCAAAGGCAUCAAGCAGCACUACUUCAAGCCCUACAUUCAGAAGCUGUUCCACAAACAGAUCCUGAAAGGAAACGAGACUCUUCUGACCGAAAUGCUGGAUCCCCAGAACUUUAUUGACAACAAUAAAGCCUUAAACAGGGAGUAUGAGGAGUACGUGCUGACGGCGGGCGACUUCGACGAGCGAGUCUUCCUGGGAGCGGACGCCGACGAGGAGAUCGGCACCCCGAGGAGGUCGGUGCAGGAGCGGGCCGCCGGGCCGUCGGCCGCUCAGAGCCAGCUGCAGCAGCGUGUGGAGAAGUCUGGCUCUCUGGCGCCCUCCACUCCUCUGACAGGACGGGUCUACCUGAAGGAGAAGGAGCUGCUUUUCACGCCCGUCUCUUCAGCGACGCAGAGCGUCAGCCGGCUGCAGAGCAUGGUCGCCGGUUCCAGGACGGCGCCCAGCGAGAAUCUGCUGCAGAUCUUUAAGUCUUGCUCCAGAGACCCUACAGAGUCCGUUCUUGCUCGAGUGAAAACUCUCGGACAAACCUUCAAAGAACAUUACACCAACGACUCGGAGGAAACGCCAGGAUCUCACAUCGACUUUGCAGAGAACCGUUGGAAGCUGGCGGAAAUCCUCUACUACAAAAUCCUGGAGAACGUCCUGGUCCACGAGACCAAACGGCUGCAGGGCAGAGACAUGAGUGUGCUGAUGGAGCAGGACAUCUUCCACUGCUCCCUGAUGGCCUGCUGCUUGGAGGUGGUGCUGUUCUCCUACAGCUCCCAGAGGACCUUCCCCUGGAUCAUCACCGUCUUCAAACUCGCCCCGUUUUACUUCUUUAAGGUAAUCGAGGUGUUCAUCCGCUCAGAGGAAGGUCUGUCCCGGGACAUGGUGAAGCAUCUGAACUCCAUCGAGGAGCAGGUUCUGGAGAGCCGAGCGUGGACCUCAGAUUCGGCUCUGUGGCGCGCCCUGGAGGCUGCUGGGAACAAAGUUCCCACCGUGGAGGAGGUGAACUUCUCCUCCUGUCUGGACUCGGGUUCUGGUUCCACUAACGCUCAGUCCCACCUGCCACUGGUGGCCCACUCCCCCAUCAUCCACCCUCGCAUCAGGGAGUUCAGGUCGGGUCUGGGAAGCGCUCGUAAAGAAGUGCCCCCCUCCCCGCUGUCGGUCCACGACAGAUACAGCUCUCCUGCGGCCGGCAGCGCCAAACGGCGGCUGUUUGGCGACGACUCACCAGCGCCCCCUGCAGCCGUGAAGAUCAACGUGAGUCCGCUGCCGUCUCCGGCCAAGAGGCUGACGUUCGGGUCGAGCAGCGGCGCCCUGAAGAACGGAGGCGCCGGAGCCCAGACCACCGUCCUGAGCUUCCCGCUGCAAGGUGAACGCACUUUCACACUGAUCCCCGUCCAGCCGUGCGACUCCUCAGGUGUCGUCACGGCCCAGUUCCUGCUGACCUCCUCGCCGAGUCGGGGGUCCGCCCCCCCCACCUCCAGCAGCGAACCCCCGGCGGGCAGCGGGCGGCCGCGGCGCACUGGAUCGCUCGCCCUGUUCUUCAGGAAGGUGUAUCACCUGGCCAGCGUACGUCUGAGGGACCUGUGCCUGAAGCUGGACAUCUCCGCCGAGCUGCGGGGGAAAAUCUGGACGUGCUUCGAGCACGCUCUGGUCCACUGCACCGAGCUGAUGAAGGAGCGGCAUCUGGACCAGCUGCUGCUCUGCUGCAUUUACAUAAUAUCCAAAAUCACCAAAGAGACCCACACCUUCCAGGACAUCAUGAAGUGCUACCGCAGCCAGCCUCAGGCCAGCAGCCACGUUUACCGCAGCGUGUUGCUGCGCCGCGCGCCCAGGGAGCCGCCGGCUGACGACAACAUGGAGGUGGACUCUGCGUCUGGAGGAGAAUCUGCAGAGAAAGCCAACCAGCGGCCGGCUGACCGGACCAGCCAAUCAGCAGAGGAGGAGCGCGGCGACCUCAUCCAGUUCUACAACACCGUGUUCGUGGUGAAGAUGAAGGGCUUCGCUCUGCGAUACGCCGCCAGCGAUAACCGGGCGGACGCCCCGCCCCUCUCCCCGUUCCCGUCGGUCCGGGCUCAGCCGCUGUCGCCACGCCGGGUCAGCCAGAGGCACUCGCUGUACGUGUCGCCUCACAAGAACGCCGCCGCCUGUCUCACGCCCAACUCCUCGUACACCUACAGGAUCAACAACAGCCCGUCCAAGGAGCUGUCCGACAUCAACCGCAUGAUCCGACAGGGCUGCGUCAGCCGGAAGAGGGCCUUCACCAUGGAGAGCGACCUGAUGAUGUCACUGGCGUGCGACUCGCCCAGUAAGCGGGCGUGUCCGGAGAACGGCAGCAGUCCAGACGUGCUGCUGAAGCGUCUGCAGGACGUCGUGUCCGAGCGGCAGAGCCACUGACCCCAAAGCUGCAGCACUGAGAGCAACGUAGCCAAGGUCCAGAACCAGAACCGCUCCUCAGGGUCCGAGGCAGCGGUUCUGGUUUCCCGGCUGGUUUAUUUGACUCUUUAGACCCUGAAGUUCUGAUCGGUACCGGUACCGUCAACCAGGAACCUCCACUGUGUAACACUGAGCUCGCCUGGCAGAACCUCCUCUGCUGGUCUGAACCGGACCUCUUUAACCCAGACGCUGUUCUUUUUUUUUACUCUUUUAACUUCAGACUGUCAAUCUGAUCCACUAAAGUCUCUCUGACAUCUAUUUAUGCAGAAUCUGCCAGAAGGAGCCGGACGUCUGGGAUCUGGGUUCACCUCAGAGGGUUUGUUCCUUAAACACUGUUGGGAUUGUUGGGUUUUAUGGUUUUUACUGGAAAAUGUGAUCCGGGUCUGCUGAGUCCUGCACUGAGCUGCAACAUGUGGGCCUCAGAGAGCCUCCAGCUGCUGUGGUCUGAUCCUUGCAGCUGAAGGAUCUGCUUAGCUGGAUCCUUGGUUUGCUUUCAGGCUGGGAUGAAGCUCUUUUGUCUUCCUGCGUUAUUUGAACCUUGCUACCAACAGAGGAGAAUAACUCAGUGCAGCUGUUGGCUCUGAUGCGUUUCCUCCCAGUAAUUUGUAGUGAUUUUUCUCACCAUGUGGUUUGGAUGCGCAUCGGUUUCCUGCUGGACCAUCUUGCCCCAUGGUGAUGGUCUUUAUUCACAAGCUGCUGCUUUUAUUUAAACUAAAGCUUCUGCUUUAUCAAAACACAUAGAAAAGCAUAGAAACCUCUCAUGGUGU